Molecule: messenger RNA, 3121 nt
Organism: Loxodonta africana (African savanna elephant)
Lineage: Eukaryota; Metazoa; Chordata; Mammalia; Proboscidea; Elephantidae
Gene: RPS3
Product: ribosomal protein S3
Exons: 7
Coding region: 58-789 (243 amino acids)
Biological process (GO): positive regulation of apoptotic signaling pathway; translation
Cellular component (GO): nucleus; cytosolic small ribosomal subunit
Molecular function (GO): structural constituent of ribosome; RNA binding
Source: RefSeq, a predicted model, not a curated record
AUACCCACUUCCGCGCGCGACCCACUUCCUUUUCUUUCGGCUGCGCGCGGCGGCAAGAUGGCGGUGCAGAUUUCCAAGAAGCGGAAGUUUGUUGCUGAUGGCAUCUUCAAAGCUGAGCUCAAUGAAUUUCUCACUCGGGAGCUGGCUGAAGAUGGUUACUCUGGAGUUGAAGUUCGAGUUACACCAACCAGGACAGAAAUCAUCAUCUUAGCCACCAGGACGCAGAACGUUCUUGGUGAGAAGGGCCGGCGGAUCCGGGAAUUGACUGCUGUAGUUCAGAAGAGAUUUGGCUUCCCUGAGGGCAGUGUAGAGCUUUAUGCUGAAAAGGUGGCCACAAGAGGUCUGUGUGCCAUUGCCCAGGCAGAGUCUCUGCGUUACAAACUCCUGGGAGGGCUUGCCGUUCGGAGGGCUUGCUAUGGUGUGCUGCGGUUCAUCAUGGAGAGCGGGGCCAAGGGCUGCGAGGUCGUGGUAUCUGGGAAACUCCGAGGACAGCGGGCUAAAUCCAUGAAAUUUGUGGAUGGCCUAAUGAUCCACAGUGGGGACCCUGUCAACUACUACGUUGACACGGCCGUGCGGCACGUGCUGCUCAGACAGGGUGUGCUGGGCAUCAAAGUGAAGAUCAUGCUGCCCUGGGACCCAAGUGGUAAGAUCGGCCCUAAGAAGCCCCUGCCUGACCAUGUGAGCAUUGUGGAACCCAAAGAUGAGAUACUACCAACCACCCCGAUCUCGGAGCAGAAAGGUGGAAAGCCAGAGCCGCCUGCCAUGCCCCAGCCAGUCCCUACUGCAUGAUAGAUGCUAUUACGUUAAAUCAAGUACCACAAUACUGGCAGCUUAAAUGCGCAGUUUAUUCAGAAGCCAUCUUUAAAAGUGCACGUCUGCCCUCAGGGUAACCUUGCCACAACAGGAUUUUAGAAAAGACUCCCACACUGGGGACUAGAAGCCUCUAAGCUGGAUGUUGUCCACACCAAAUUAGUGUAUCUACAAACAAAAGAAACUCUGGCAUAGAAAUUUAUUGGAAGGAUCUCAAGUGACUCAGAAUCCAUGGGAAGCCUGGAAAACUCAGUUCAGAAAUGGAAUCCAGAGAGGCUUGCAUUGGGGAACACAGCCAAAGUUGGGACUGAGGAGCAUUCUGGUUUAGGAUGAUAUCACCACUGCUGUUAGACUUCCAGUGAGUGACUUUUCAACUGUCCCUUUGUUUUUCCGGUUCAAAGUUCCGAGUGUGAGCAUCUGAUUGGUCAAGCCCGGUGCCUGUGACCGGUGGGGAGAAGAUAACCUUUGGUUCCUAUAUUGGAGGUGGGACCCAGCCUCUGUUCCCCAGUAGGCAAGGUGUUGAUGCUCGGUAGCCAAAACCGUUCUGUGAAAUUGUCCUGGGAAUCCACUGGUGGAAACGUGGCUGUUGGCAACAUGGAGGCAGGUGCUGAAACCUCUCAUGGACUUUUCACUAACAUGUUACUCUCAGGUCAGUAGGAUUCCUGGCACCUGGUGCUAGAUAGGAGUAUCAAACAGGAGCUGGGAGCUGCUUGCCUGGGACCACCUUGCCCUUGCUGAAAGUGGGAACUUGGGAGCGGGCCCAAAGGGCCAGCAUGGAUCGGAGAUCAAACGGCACUGUCAAUACGGAGAACUGGAAAGGUGCGGAAACAGGUGGGGCCUCAGAGAGCAGCGUGUAAAGGAGUGUUUUGGGGGUCUGCCUCCAGGCAGAAUGUGAGCUUAAGAACCUCCACUUACCAUUUUCUUCAUCAGGAACUUCAUGGUUGUUUUUUUUGUUAGUUUUUAAAAUUUAUUUUGUCAAGAAUAUAUACAAAAACAUCAAUUCAGCAGUUUCUACAUGUACAGUUUAGUGACACUGAUUACAUUCUUCGAGUUGUGCAACCGCUGUCACCCUCCUUUUCCGAGUUGUUCCCUCCCCCUCCUUCUAAAGGUUAAAAAAAAACCCAGUCCAUUCUUUACUAGUUAGGCUAAACUGUUGUUUGGUUUUAAGACUUCAGGGGAUAUUUUUGGUUUAAGGGUUAAAGAUUAUCUCAGGGUAAUAGUUUCAGGAGUUAUCCAGCCUCCAUGGCUCCAGAAAGGUGGGAAUCCAUGAGAAUUGGAGAUUCUGUUCUGCAUUUUCCCCCUUUUGAUCAGGAUUCUGCUAUAGAGUCUUUGAUUCAAAUGUUCAGUAAUGGUAGCCAGGCACCAUUUAGUUCUUCUGGUCUCAUGGAAAGGAAGCAGAUAUUCAUGGAGCCAGUUAGCCACACAUUCCAUAUCCUCCUAUUCCUGACGGACAUGUUCUGGUACUAUUUUAUCUACCAAACAAGCCAUUUCCCAAUUUGUUAUUGAUCAAAGAUACAUUUGUAAUUUGAUAAGCAAUGUAACCAUGGUGAGAAGACAGCAAAAUAAUAAUCGUAUGCCCUGAGCCUUCUGCCAAUGUCCCUGAAUGCACAAAUUCCAUUACUAACUCCAUUUUACAGAGAUUUUAAUUAUCCCAUGCAAUAUAAAUUGGGGGAAUGUGUAAUUUCUUUUAGCCUUUAGAAAAAAUAUUUAGAACAUAUUAAGGAUCUCCACUCCUGGUUUGAGAACAAGUAACACAAGACGCUAUUGGGAGCUACUUACCCCAAUCCCUCAUUUUUAUAAGAAGAAGAACCCCAAUAGCUCUGAAAUUCAAAUGAAACCACGCCUCUCCUGCUCAGUGCUAUGUUACACUAAUGGGUAAUGUGCAGUGGGGUCUCUUUGUUCACUGAGCCACUGUGAGGGAUUCAUCUGGGCCUCCCUGGCAGGUCUUCAAGCCUACCUCCCCCACCCCCCACACGCCUGUGCGCUGCAGCCCUUUGUGCAGUGAACCAGAGGAGCUGGACCCUUUGAAUCCUAAAUUGCCUAGAAAGAGGGUAGGACUCCCCUGGCCUUUAAUUAGGGAUGUUUUUGUUUUUUUAAAGAGAGGAAGUGGGGAGAGGUUCAGCACAGCAAUACGACCACCUUCCUUUGGGAUGAGGGAGCGAGAGAGGUGGACAUUUGCCCAUUGGUUUUACUCUAAACAUACCAGGAAAAGUAGUCACCACUACUUAUCUGGGUCUGAUGGGCCCCUCCUUUACUUUUUUGAAUCAUUUUACAAAUAACUUACAGAAGUAAGAAUAAAGGAUAGUGAAGA